Molecule: messenger RNA, 1941 nt
Organism: Melampsora larici-populina 98AG31
Lineage: Eukaryota; Fungi; Basidiomycota; Pucciniomycetes; Pucciniales; Melampsoraceae
Exons: 5
Coding region: 1-1941 (646 amino acids)
Source: RefSeq, a predicted model, not a curated record
AUGUCAUCUCAAGACGCUUCUUUCCUCGCCAACAACAUCAUGAAGCCAUCUGGUAUCGACUACAAUGGACCCUUAUUGGGCCCUCUUGUGCAUCCUAGCGGUCAUGGUGUCUCAGGCAACAUGGUGUUCAGCUCCUUAGGCCACCAAACGGCGCCAUUGGCGACUCCUGCGAGUUACAGCGAAGUGUUGAAGAGGCCUUACGUUCACCCUGGGGCCAACCGAUACGCCAGCAGUGUGACCAUGGCAAACUUAGGCCAUGUCACUCAAGCAGGUUGGACUCCGAAAUCAGCGAGUCCUGUUGUUACCAGCGUCGCCCAGCCCAAUACCAUUCAUCUCGACAUGGAUAGCGGUGAUGAGCUGGACGAGCUUGACGAUUUUGACUGGAAUUACCCUGUCAAAAGCUCCUCUGUGUGGAUUUUUGAAGCCACCAUGCGUUCAGAUCUUGCUACGCCAACACAAUCCCGUCACAAAGAAAAUACGAUGCCAGUCGGUUCUCAGGCUUCCAACGACUCUGACGAUCUUGUGAUUCAAUCAACCGACAAAGGCAAAGGCCCGAUGGUGGAAGUGAACGUCAUGGGAUCUUAUAAUGUCAAGCUUUCUCAUUUGAUGUACACUGAAAAAGGUGUCAAUCCCCUCAAAACCUCCGUCCAAAAAUUGAAAAACAGUGUCGGGAAAUGGAUGGCGUAUAGGAUUGAGCCAACCACGAAAAUCAUCGACAUCAACAACAACGAUUUUGUUGCCCUGAAACAAAUCCUUCUCACCGUGGCUGAUACCAUUGACCAAGAUGCUCCCCCUGGUGGGAACGGUGCAAUCUUUAAAUUAGCGGACGCUAGUGGCUCUGUAAUCAUCAGCGCUUAUAUCAAUCAACACGACGUCUUCAGUCGGAGCAAGGGUCGGAAACUCGUCUCCAAUCAGGAUGCCCAAGACUUCUUUGCGGGAAUGCAGCUUGCGCCAUUGAAGGAGGCCGGAAUCACGAUUUCUAUGGCCGAUCCAGCCAAAUCAGCAAAAAUGGCCGACACUAAGAUUGCGAUGGCACAAACCAGGCUCAAAGCUAUGAGUGCCAUGAACAACGUUCCGCUCACUUCGUCUCAACUCACCAAUGCAAUUCCUCUCGACCCUAUCCAAGUCAACCUUGAAGCCAUCAUUAAAGAAUAUGGUAGCCUCGACAACCACAGUCGCGAGGGAUGGCGUGUGUAUAAACCGAAUGAAGCUUCCAAAUUUAUGCAGAUGAACUAUGAGCACUUGCACAAAUGGGCUCAAGAGAUGGUGAGAUCCUAUCUAUAUCUCCUUAACCUUGAUACAAUUGCUGAUGGUGUAUCUCUUCAGGCCGAGUCAAAAGCGGGUGUGGAUUUAGAAAACCCCCCAAUGUAUCUCAAAGGAUUCGAGUGGACGGACGUCAAAAGACCACUGUCAACAGCGGCUCCGCCACCCUCUGCCAAAAGGCUCAAAGGCCCCGACUUUGACGUUUUCCAUCUCGAUAAACCCGGCGGAUACUCCGAAUGCCAGGGGUAUCAUAUACGAGUUAAUCGUGAGGAACUCGAGGAACUCAAGAAAUACUGCACUCUGGAAGAGUUCUUAGAUUACGCUGGGGUAGCCCCUUACUUUGUUGCCGAACUGGCCGAGUUGUUAGGCGAUCACCACAUCGAGAAUUUCAAUCAAUUCUUAUUCCCUGAUUUGAUGGACAUCCGCGACCUAUUGAAGUUAGGAAUCACUUGGGGGAUGGCUAUGAAGCUAUUUGCGCAAAGUCGUAUGUUCUACCAACAUCUCAAGAAGGAAUUCGCCCCCUUCGCCACCGCGACCCCUUGCAAAGUUUCUAACAACUCAAAGACUCGCCGUUUCGCCGAAACCAGCCAAUCCACUCCUACUGCACCUCAAGCUGGUCCCAGUCGCAUCCCUUACUCUGCUCCUCGCGCUGGACCUAGUCGUUCAGGCGGCUGUUAA